UGUACAUUGUUCCAGACAAGCUGACUAAUUUGCUGUAGAAGUUAGGGUUUUGAGAUGAAUCUGGAAACACGCAUAUUCUCUUUAACCGAUUUCUUAAACUCGGUUCCGAAAUGUGUGUUCUCUUCAUAUUCAACUCCAGUACUGACCGACUUAGAAACAAACCUCGUCAAAUCAAUCCUCCAAGACGACAAAGAUCAACUCAUAAACAUCAUCAAACAAGCACUCCUCAACGGCAACGAUAAUGAUACACUCCAGACGACGGCGUCGACGGCCGUCUUGAAGAUCCUCCACCUCUGUUGCAACUUGGACUCCGUUUUCUGCGCCACGGCGCUGGUCAACGGGGAACUGCUGGGAGGAGCGGCGGCGGCUGUCAACAAGACGGACAACGUCACAGGUCUGACGGCCAUCCACGUGGCGGCCGAGUCGCACGCGGCACGUUGCGUGGAAAUGCUGUUGAAGAAACGCGCCCGUACGGCUGUUAAAAGUAAGGACGGACGUGGAAGGCUGGCUCUGGAGUUAUCUCUAUCUAGCAGUAGAAUGGAUGUGAUUUGGAAUCCGGAUGACUACUCCGUCGAAGACUUGGUCGUCAUUCUUAGUCAAAAGGAUUUGACCACGGUCAAACUCCUGAGUGAGAAAACGAAAGAGAUCAGCGAGGUGGCGUAUGCAAGUGCCGUAGGGGGCAGAGUAGUGGAGUUAGCCGCGCUGCUCAUUGUGGCAGCAGAGAGUGUGAACUCGUCGCUUUUGGUGUUACACGACGCCGAUUCGGGGUGCAAAGAGGAGACCACGAUAUACGAGUGCGUGGUCAAGGAGGCCUUGUCGUUGGGCCGCACGACGACGUCGUGUUUGCGGGCGGCUAAACGGAGCAGUGCGCCGACGAAGAGCGAGUCCGCAAAGAAGAGGAAGCUCCUGCUGUGUGAAAUAGAGUUGCUUCAGCUCUUUGGUGCUGUUUCCAAUAGAAGUUGUACGGACAAGAAGGUGACGUCACCUUUGAUACUCGCGGCUCAGGCUGGAGAUGAAGCUGUGAUGGAGCUACUUUUGAAGUCAAAUACAGAUGUAAAUGAUACCGACGCUGAAGGAAAUGCUGCACUUCAUUUCGCUCUCAAGGCAUCUAUGGGCUCGUGCCAACAAGUGCAGCAGAAUAGGAUAGUGGGGCUCCUCCUGAAACAUGGUGCCCGAGUGAACCAAAAAAAUAAGUUGGGCCUAACUGCCGUUCACCUUGCUGCUGCUAGUGGCAAUUUACAGGCACUUGAGGUCCUUCUAUUGGAAGAAUCAGAAUGUAUAAACUCGAAAACAGUAAUGAAGGAAACCCCACUAUUUUUUGCUGCUAAGAAUGAUCAUAUGGAUUGUGCUGAGCUUCUUUUGCGUCAGGGAGCGAACAGUGAAGUCCUAAAUUUGCGGUUGGAAACAACAGAUCCGUCUUCCCUUUAUAUCAUUCAAUUCUAUUUCUAUAAUUAUAUAAUUUGUUUUAGAGAGAGGCCAAUAGACUUGGCAGUGUCGCAAGACAUGCGUUUCUUGCUUAAUGCAGCUAAUAUUUGUCACAUGAACCGUGCUUUGGCCAUUCAGCAGAAGUAUAUUGCUUCUCUGGAAGGAGAUGAAAUUUCAGAAACUUGUGAAGCGCUACUGUCCAUGACUGAAGAAGGCACCAGUAUUGAGAAAAUGUGCUCGAACGUGAAGCCAGAGAUUUGUAAGUAUUUUGAAUCUCCUAGUGGAUGCGUCAGAGGGGCCAAGUGUUUUUAUGCUCAUGGGGUUCAGGAGCUUCGGAAGACGAAACGUGGAGCGAACUUGAUUCAUUCUGCUACAGCAGAGGACUUCAAACGUAAAAUUUUUGUAGGAGGCCUUCCCCUUUCACUGGAUUCUGACUCAUUGAGCGAGUUUUUUGAAGAACAUUUUGGGCCGGUUGAAAAUGCCAAAGUUGCCAGAUUUCAAACAGGAAAGCAGAUACAGUCUCGAGGAUUUGGCUUUAUAACCUUUGCACAUGAAGAAUCUGUUUCUGAGGCUGUUGAAGCACGCUAUGUAACCAUUAUGGGCAGGAAAGUCGAGAUUAAAAGCGCUAUCCCAAAAUUUCUUGUGCUUGCUGAGUUGCAGAAACAAGCAGCUCGACGGCGAGAAGCAAAUAUUAAGGACCAGUCUCAACUACAAGCAGUGAUGCCAGAUAAGAAGACUACAGAAGAUAUGUCUGCUAGAAAGACUGAAGAGGAGAUGCCCUCUAGGAAGAACCAAGAAGACAUGCCAUGUAGGGAGACUUUAGAAGAGGAAAAACCUGAACAUACAUCUUGGGCUGAUAGAAUGCUGCUUUGUCAGCCAAUGUCUGAAUCUCAAGCAGAUGUCAGCACCAGUUUUGAGGACGAAACCGUGCCCAAAUGGCUCAGGAUUUUCAAAAAGUGGCUCCCCCGCUUCUUACAACAUCAAUAUAAGCCUCCCAUUGAAGGAGAAUAUGCUCUCUCAUCUCUGAAAGCAGAUUUUAAGGCUGCUUUUCAACUUGAAAUGGAUCAUGCCUCUCUCGGGUAUCCAAAACUCAGUGACUUUAUGAGGACCUUCCCCGAUAUUUGCACCAUGAAGUCUCGGACUUUGAGUAAAAAUGGAUCUCCUAACCACAUGGUGCUGCUGCCUAGCAGCAUACCUAAGCCAAAACUGAAAGUUCUCCAACAACUGAAAAUGCACUCCCCGCCCUUCCCAGUAAAAUCAAUUGGUGAUGGCGAUGAUAGUGAUUCAUGUGAUUCCAAGUCUCCUCAGGACCUUCCGUCAGCAUCUAGUGCAUCUACUGGCUUCACCACUAGCAGUAAUGAGGGAAAUUCAUCCCAUGAGAUCACUGAAGAUAGUUCAACUACAUCACGGAGAGGAAAUUCAGCUCAGAGAAGUACAUCAUCUGGUGUACCUCAAAGGCUUGUUUGGUUUACAAAGCCGGGCAUGUUCUCCUUUUCCCAGACAUCGUCGUAUCAGGGAGGUGAUGAGGGUUCAGGAGACCCAAAUGAUAGAAGAAGAUGGAUGGAGCCAUCCGAAGGAAUAAAGCUUAUGCUUCACAACAGGCAUUUGGUUUUGCAGUGGCUGGCUAUAAAAAGGAAGAACUCAUCAGUCCUCUUUCUCCGUGAAUUUGAUUUCUACCCUAAAUACAAGGCAAACCUUCUUCAGGGAUUAUGCUUUGGCUGCAACCGGCAAAAGAUGAUGUGGGGGAAUUUCCCCUGUAAACACUUGCUUUGGUGUGGUAAUUGCAAACUAGAAGCUGAACAAAUUGGCAGAUACGACCACAAAUGCGUGGUGUGCGAUAUGGAAGUACAGAAAAUCAAUUUGAUCCUUUCAAAUCAAUUUGAGGAGUUCCGUCCGUUAUACAAUUUUAAUAGACCAAAGUACGGCAUUGCCAAACCCAACCUUUCCUCAAGUAUGCUGUUUAUUUGA
Pistacia vera is the source of this 3393-nucleotide messenger RNA. RefSeq lists its product as uncharacterized. Bases 55 to 3393 code for a protein of 1112 amino acids. The record is from RefSeq and is a predicted model, not a curated record. Gene Ontology annotation, molecular function: metal ion binding; protein binding; chloroplast targeting sequence receptor activity. Gene Ontology annotation, cellular component: chloroplast outer membrane. Gene Ontology annotation, biological process: protein targeting to chloroplast. Lineage: Eukaryota; Viridiplantae; Streptophyta; Magnoliopsida; Sapindales; Anacardiaceae. The transcript has 12 exons.